Westerdykella ornata is the source of this 1270-nucleotide messenger RNA. RefSeq lists its product as uncharacterized. Gene Ontology annotation, biological process: protein transport; Golgi organization; intra-Golgi vesicle-mediated transport. The transcript has 3 exons. Lineage: Eukaryota; Fungi; Ascomycota; Dothideomycetes; Pleosporales; Sporormiaceae. The coding region runs from base 219 to 1082 and encodes 287 amino acids. Gene Ontology annotation, cellular component: membrane; COG complex. The record is from RefSeq and is a predicted model, not a curated record.
AAAGCCUCGGUUCGUAAUGCCGGUCCAAGUCGGCAUUCGUAGGUAGAUUUAUAAGUUACUAUUAUCUAUCGAUAGAUGAGACGCUCCCUUAUCGAUACACGUUAACUCCGUUGCAGUAAGUGCCAAGACAAGGCUAUUUGGACAACACCAUCUGUGAGGGUAGAGCGAAGACAAUAGCAAACCCAAUCUUAGAGCCGGAAUGGCCUGAGUUAAUAAAAAUGAGUCGCUUCUAUUUCAGCGGCUCCAACUCCUCCCACGCCAGCGAUGAUGACGAUGACGACUCUCUCCCCUACCCAGCCCCUCUGCAGCGCAGCGAUUUCCUAGCCCUCGACUUUGACCCUUCGCAAUACCUAUCAUCCCUCCGUAACCGCCACCAGACACUCGAAGACCUACGCUCCGAGCUCCGUUCCCGCAGCCAGUUGCUUAGCAAAGAGCUCCUCGACCUCGUCAACGCAAACUACCAGGAUUUCUUAGGGCUUGGCCGCAGUUUGAGAAGCGGAGAUGAGAAGGUCGAGGAGGUGAGGGUGGGGUUACUGGGGUUCAGAAAGGAGGUGGAGACUGUAAGGGCCAAGGUCUUGGAGAGGGAAGAGGAGGUGAAGAGGGCGCUGGACGAGCGUGUGGCGAUCAGGAAACAGAUUGCAACAGGCCGAGCGUUGAUCGACUAUGAGGCGCGGUUGGCGUUGCUAGAAGAGCAACUUAAGGUCGACGGUGCAGGAAAGACUCAAGUGCAUGCGGAUGAGGAUGUAUCUGACAGCGAGGAGGAAUCCGACGAAGACGGGGACGAUGAUGACGGAGCAUAUUCGGUGUCCAUCGCCAAACUUCGCAGAACCGUAGAGCAAUAUCGCUUGAUACAGGAAAUCGGGAAAGGAGUCGGACAGGAACAUCCAUUUAUCACAGCACAGGCGCCACGAAUGGCGAAAUUGCGGAACACGCUCAUACUGGAUCUGAAAACCGCGCUUCAGCAAGCCCAAACGGCAAGGAAACAAGGUUCAGAUCGUGUCAUGAAAAUUAUGAAGAUAUACGCGGAGAUGGAUGAGUCCGCGGAAGCAGUCAAAGUCCUGAAAGCUCUCAAGACCUCAUGAUAGGGGCCAGCCUCUAUGAUACCCCGCAUAGCGAUGGCGUUGGGAAGUAUGGUACAUUUAUCUUAUACAAUACGCAAGAUUAUGCUACAGCGGCCCUGACAGUUCCCUGGGAUGUAUUGAGUUUGGCCCCCUGAACUCGCCGCUCAAGCUGAACCCGGGGGAGUUAGUGGAGCUUAGCACCACUUCGU